Molecule: messenger RNA, 1847 nt
Organism: Diuraphis noxia (Russian wheat aphid)
Lineage: Eukaryota; Metazoa; Arthropoda; Insecta; Hemiptera; Aphididae
Product: splicing factor U2AF 50 kDa subunit-like
Biological process (GO): mRNA processing
Cellular component (GO): nucleus
Molecular function (GO): RNA binding
Source: RefSeq, a predicted model, not a curated record
UCGGUGUUAUUGUGAACUUGUAAAGUGAAUUUUUUUUUUUUGUUAGGUAUUUGUUGUAAGUUGUUGUUCUUCUUCUUGACUCUUCACUCUUGUGACUUGGGAGUGAAGUUUCAAGUAAACUCAUUAGAUAUUCAGUAUAUGAGCCGUAUAACAAAACACGAUUUACGACUCACGAGUUCAUGUAAACAAUAUUAUUAAUUUAGUCGGUUUACUUUCUUCCUAUAUUUAGUGCUUCUGCAUUCAGUAUUUAUCAGUUACAAAUUAUUUACAAUUUUUCAUUAUAUAAUAAUAUAACUUUAAACAUAGUGUAAUGGGUGAAGACAAAGAAAGGGAACGAGACAGGGGAGAAAGAGGAGAACGUGAUAAAGAACGUGGUGAAAGACGGAGACGUUCACGAUCUAGAGAUCGCGAACGACAUCGCCGACAUAGAUCAAGGAGCCGCGAAGGACGUAAACGUAGUAGAUCUAAGUCACCUAAAAAUAAAUCUAGACGUAGAAAGCCAUCUCUCUAUUGGGAUGUUCCUCCUCCAGGUUUUGAACAUAUUGCACCACUUCAAUAUAAAGCCAUGCAAGCUGCUGGACAAAUUCCAGCGAAUACAAUGCCAGAUACCCCUCAAACAGCUGUCCCUGUUGUUGGAUCUACAAUUACACGCCAAGCUAGACGAUUGUAUGUUGGAAACAUACCAUUUGGCGUAACUGAGGAUGAAAUGAUGGAGUUCUUUAAUCAACAAAUGCAUUUAUCUGGAUUAGCUCAAGCUGCUGGUAAUCCAGUGCUUGCGUGUCAAAUUAAUUUAGAUAAAAAUUUUGCAUUUUUGGAGUUUAGGUCUAUUGAUGAGACUACGCAAGCAAUGGCUUUUGAUGGUAUUAAUUUCAAAGGCCAGAGCUUAAAAAUAAGACGACCACAUGAUUAUCAACCAACACCUGGAAUGACCGAGAGUAAUCCAGUAACCAACUAUAAUUCUGGAAUGACAUUAGAUAUGAUGAAAUAUGAUUCCAGUUCAUUUGGUAUUGGAACAGUUCCAGAUUCACCACACAAAAUAUUUAUUGGAGGAUUACCAGCAUACCUUAAUGAUGAACAGGUGAAAGAACUACUUACAUCAUUUGGUCAAUUAAAAGCAUUCAAUUUGGUUAAGGAUGCUGCCACUGGUUUAAGUAAAGGUUAUGCGUUCUGCGAGUAUGCUGAUGUAGUAAUGACUGAUCAGGCCAUUGCUGGUUUGAAUGGUAUGCAAUUAGGAGAAAAGAAAUUAAUUGUACAGAGGGCUAGUAUUGGAGCUAAGAAUCCUGGGCUUGGUCAAGUACCUGUCACAAUUCAAGUCCCUGGACUUACAGUUGUGGGAACUGCAGGACCUCCAACUGAGGUCUUAUGUUUACUGAAUAUGGUAACUCCUGAUGAAUUAAAAGAUGAAGAAGAAUAUGAAGAUAUCCUAGAAGAUAUUCGUGAAGAGUGUAAUAAAUAUGGCGUUGUUCGUUCACUAGAAAUUCCACGACCUAUUGAAGGAAUUGAUGUGCCUGGUUGCGGAAAAGUGUUUAUAGAGUUCAAUGCUAUUACUGACUGUCAAAAAGCACAACAAGCUUUGGCAGGUCGAAAAUUCAAUAACAGAGUUGUGGUUACUUCUUUCAUGGAACCAGACAAAUAUCAUAGAAGAGAAUUUUAAUUACAAUAAAUUUAAACUAAUAAAAACAUUUGAAUUUUUUUUAACAUUAAUUUAAAUUAUAGAACCCCACAAUAUUAAAUUGUGACCUUUAAACUAGUAACAUAACUCUUAGAUGCAUCUUUUUUAGUUUUUGUGAGAAAUUAUUUUAUUUGACUUGAAUAUUACCUACAUUAAAAACAAAUAAUUCCUCUUA